AUGCUCGCGCACUUAACUGACUGUCCAUUGUCCUCAGCAAUCAUCAAAAGGCCUCGGCAAUCUCGCGAUGUCAAUCUCCGAGAGCUCGGCCUUUACGUCUUGGUGUACAACCAUGUGCGAAGCAAAUGGGCCGACCGGGUUCAGCUCAAGCCCGACACAGCAACACUGCUCCCAGGGGAGUCUUUCGUCGCAAAUGCCGUCAAGUCGCACGCAACGGUGGAUGUGUGCGGGCUGCGGUACGGCGCGUCGACCUCGCCGCGCGGCGCGAAGUCUUGUUAUGCAUACAUGGACGGCAGGCAGGCAGUCCGCAUUGACUACCUAUUCCAUAUAGUCCACCCGCGUGACGAUGCUGUCUCGCCUCCUCUGACCGCCACUUGCGCAGUAGUGCGCCCGUUUCUGCGCGAUGACGAUCUGCCGGAAAUGCCCUGGUCAUUACGGUAUGCAUCAAAUACAGCCCGCAUCCUCAUGCUCAUAGAUUGUUUGACAGGGCAAGCGACCUGGGCAUUGCUACCUGGAGAUACGACUCCCUGGGUAGCCAGAGAGUGA
Trametes versicolor FP-101664 SS1 is the source of this 546-nucleotide messenger RNA. RefSeq lists its product as uncharacterized. Bases 1 to 546 code for a protein of 181 amino acids. The record is from RefSeq and is a predicted model, not a curated record. Lineage: Eukaryota; Fungi; Basidiomycota; Agaricomycetes; Polyporales; Polyporaceae. The transcript has a single exon.